Molecule: messenger RNA, 734 nt
Organism: Microdochium trichocladiopsis
Lineage: Eukaryota; Fungi; Ascomycota; Sordariomycetes; Xylariales; Microdochiaceae
Exons: 3
Coding region: 56-445 (129 amino acids)
Source: RefSeq, a predicted model, not a curated record
CUUCUCUAUCCUCUCAAACCCAGGCUUAGCGACCAUCGCCUUGCCCAUUCCCGCGAUGAAACUCUCCCUUGCGCUUAUUCCUCUCCUUUCUCUCGGCAUCACUGCCGCCCCUGUUGAGGAUGCGAAGAAUCUCGGCGCGCCUGUCACACCCCGUGAGGAUGCCAAUAUCCUCGAUAAGAGAGAUUUGCGUUGCAAGAUUGUGGGCGCCGACGAGGUUAAUUGCAGGAAAGGCUACUACCUAUCCACCAAGGUUGUACGCAAGCUGAAGAGGAACUCCAUUUACACCUUCGACUGCUUCCAUAAAGGGGACAGUGUCAUCAUUGAUGGUGUCCCCAACUCGAGCUGGCAAUAUUUGCCACUCUAUGGUUGCUUUGUCAAUGGUCACUAUACCGAUAGCGAGUGCACUUCGGUGGCCCUUGGUCGUUGCCUGUGGGACGACUUUUAAAUUCCGUCGGUCUCCUGGUGCUGUUUUGUUCCAAACAUCUUCCCCUGUCCGCUUUUCGAAGUGGAUAGGGCUGGCGAUAAGGGAUAUAUUGCAAGGGAAUUGAUACACGGGCGUCAUCUUACACGGGCAUGACUUUUUAUGAUACAUCAUUGGCUGAUCUCCGAUAAACCCCACAGAUACUUUUUCGCAAAAGCGGUGUGAGAAGCCCUCUUAACACGUUCUCUCCUAAGCUCCGAGCCGCCGGACCUUAGUGUUUCGGGGCGUCCACAGGAGCUUCUUCCUAGCGUCA